This is a messenger RNA of Rhododendron vialii, 1262 nucleotides long. Its product is annotated as LOB domain-containing protein 22-like. The transcript has 2 exons. Bases 177 to 965 code for a protein of 262 amino acids. The record is from RefSeq and is a predicted model, not a curated record. Lineage: Eukaryota; Viridiplantae; Streptophyta; Magnoliopsida; Ericales; Ericaceae.
CAUGCCCUUCCAUUUCUCCCCAUCUCCCAUUUUUCAAACUCUGAGUUUUCUUCGCAUUGAGAAAAGAAGGGCGAAACAUCAGAAACCCUUCCCAGUUUUCCUCCGCCGGAAAGGCGGCCGAGAUAUCUCACACCCACCCAAAAUCCCCAUAAAAACACAAAUCCAAACCCCAAUCAAUGACCAAUCCCACCACCAAGGCCAACGCCACCUCGGCCUGCGCCGCAUGUAAAUACCAACGGAGGAAGUGCGCCCCGGACUGCAUUCUCGCCCCUUACUUCCCCAACGAUCGCCAACGCCAGUUCCUCAACGCCCAUAAAUUGUUCGGCGUCAGCAACAUCACCAAGAUCAUCCGUAGCCUUGACCCUCCCCAGAAAGACCAAGCCAUGCGCACCAUUGUCUUCCAAUCGGACGUUCGCGCCAAUGAUCCUGUAGGCGGAUGUUACAGGAUCAUUCGCGAACUCCAACGCCAGAUUGAAUACAACAGGGCCGAGCUAGUCCUGGUCCUUCAACAACUGGCCAUAUGUCGCGCUCAAAUUGCUGCUGCUGUCGCUCAGCAAUAUGAAAUCACGACGUUGCCUCAUGGCAUCGAGGAUUCAUCGACUGUUAAGUGCGAGGCAUAUAAUCCGAUGAGUAACGAUCGUAUUGAGGAACCGCAUGAGGAUGAAUACUUGUUGCACGAUGAGAAUCACAUCGGGCAAUUGCAAGACAUUGUUGCAUGGGCCAUGCAGGAUACCGCAUCGUCUUCCGUGCAUGACAAGCAAACUAAUUUGGUUAAAGAAUGUGAUGAUAUCAAGCCAACCGUUUUCGAUAUUGGUGAUCAUGAAAGACUCGAUCUCAAGUUCGAUUAUGAAAUUGAAAACAGCGACGAGGAUGUCUCGAAAGACGAGAAGGAGAUAGUGAAAGAUGAGAUUGUCUCUUUCAUUUUGAAUGACGACGACAAGGCCAGAUUGGAUGAGAGAAGCUGAUGAGCUAAAUCAAGAGCGCUUUUUUAUCCCUCUUGUAACAGUUAUGCUGUUUAAGAUUAGGGUUAUUGGAUCCUAUUUCACCACCGAUCCUUCGGCAAAUUCAUAAUCCAAAACAUAAUUAUAGAGAAUGUAAAUAACCUUUUUGUACAAGCAGGUUGCAGCCAUCCUACACAUUUUGAAUUUUUGGUACUUUUCGAUGUAAUUUCUCUGGGUACACAACAAUUUUGUGUCUAUUGCAAACUAGUAGGAAAGGAAAGGAAUGCAUUUGUAAGAGCUAGGCACAAACGUUCUAUAUCU